Acanthocheilonema viteae is the source of this 327-nucleotide messenger RNA. NCBI's taxonomy places the organism in Eukaryota, Metazoa, Nematoda, Chromadorea, Rhabditida, Onchocercidae. The record is from the annotation of a GenBank genome assembly.
AUGGAUAUUGAGGAUUCACCAGUGUUUGAUGUUCAAAAAUUUAACGUUUCCUUAUAUUACCAGCCGUACGUGGUACUCGGUAUUUCACGCGACGAUUACGCAAAACCGGCAAAACUGUUCAUUUUACGGGCAGCCAAAACGGCCCCGAUGGCCUGCUGCCUUUCCGAGGAGGCAAGGGAGCAGAAACGUAUAAAUCAAGAAAUCGAAAAGCAAUUGCAACGUGAUAAACGCAAUGCCCGGCGUGAACUCAAACUUCUGUUACUCGGAUUGCGUAGUUUGGAAAAAAGCGGUAGUAGGAAAUGGCAUCAUUUUUUUGUGGCUUACUAG